Messenger RNA from Rhipicephalus sanguineus (brown dog tick), 885 nucleotides. RefSeq names its product zinc finger and SCAN domain-containing protein 29. Gene Ontology annotation, biological process: positive regulation of DNA-templated transcription. Gene Ontology annotation, cellular component: nuclear body. The transcript is spliced from 3 exons. The record is from RefSeq and is a predicted model, not a curated record. NCBI's taxonomy places the organism in Eukaryota, Metazoa, Arthropoda, Arachnida, Ixodida, Ixodidae. Bases 43 to 885 code for a protein of 280 amino acids.
CGCAGCCUCGCUCUAUCAACAAAAAACGAUAUAAAAAGAGAGAUGGCAUCACCCAAUGAGCGCGCGAGCUGGACCGAAGAAGAGACGUUCACGUUGAUCACGCUCUGGGAAGAAAACUUCGCAGGCCUUCGUGGACAAAAAAGAAACGGGAAAAUUUACUCUGCUAUCACAGAAGCGUUGGCCAGGUACGGAAUAGUGAGGACGCGGUCCCAGGUGCACUCGAAGAUUGAAAAUCUGCGAAGCAAGUACAGAUCGUUCUCAAAAAAAAGAACAACCGGUUCUGGUGCGGUGUCGUGGCCAUUUUAUUGGCGACUACACCAAUUCCUCGGUUCUCUUCCCGUGAAUGACUCCACGCUUGCUGUUGAAAGCAACUGCGAAGGCCUGUCCGUUUCACAGGUCAGUAUGUACCUAAUAUGUGCCAAUGGGCCAGUUGGUGAGCCACGAUAUUUUUUAAAGCAUAUAGAGACAGGCGAUGAUCUCAGCGAACCUCUUGGCAAUGAGGCCGACAUGCAGCUGCUCACAGACGAUCAAGAGCAUCCAAGUCCCGUCGCUGACUCAAGUUCUGCCAAUGCAGACCGGACUUCGCCAACUGAACCGGCUGAGACAGCUGCACCUGCUGUGCAAAGCGCUUCGCAAUCCAGCGAAUCUGCACCAGCGGAAGGUGGAACAACUGUGGGGAAGCCAGCUGCUUUCAAGAAAAGGACACGAGCCGGCCACGAGUCGGCAAUAAUGGAGAUGGUAAAGGAACAAAAAAUGUUUCGGAGCAUGUGGCAGGAAAUGAAAACACGGGAGCUUGAGCUUCACAAUGAAGAGUUGAAGCUGCAGAAGGAUGCAGGCACGAGGGAAGAAAAGCUAAUUGAUGUCCUGCAGAAGUUUGUCGGGUAA